This is a messenger RNA of Pezoporus flaviventris, 1859 nucleotides long. RefSeq names its product D-beta-hydroxybutyrate dehydrogenase, mitochondrial-like. The transcript is spliced from 4 exons. The record is from RefSeq and is a predicted model, not a curated record. NCBI's taxonomy places the organism in Eukaryota, Metazoa, Chordata, Aves, Psittaciformes, Psittacidae. The coding region runs from base 94 to 1128 and encodes 344 amino acids.
GGGGACCGGCCGGCACUCGCACCCCGCGGCGGGCGGGGCGAGGGCGGUGCGUGCGGCCGCCGCUACCCGGGGAGGGGGUGUUGGGAUGUUAGGAUGUCGGGAUGCCCCCGCGGGCUCCCUCCCGCCACACAGGGCAGCAGCGGCGCGGGCGGCAUGUGCGCCGCGGUCCCGUUCGUCCUCCUCUUCCUCCUCCUGCUGCUGCUGCCGCGGUUGUGGCGGCGCGGAGCGGUGCCCCUGGAGCCGCCCGGCCGGGCCGUGCUCAUCACCGGCUGCGACAGCGGCUUCGGGCACUUCCUGGCGCUCCGCCUCCACCGCCUCGGCUUCACCGUGUUCGCCGGCUGCCUCUGCCCCGGCGGUGACGGGGCGCAGCGGCUGCAGCGGGAAGCCGGCGGCAGCGGCCGCCUGCACGUCCUGCAGCUCGAUGUCACCAGCGCCCGCGAUGUGCUGGCCGCCAAGGAGCUGGUGCUCAGCCACCUGCCCGAGAGAGGUUUCUGGGGGCUGGUCAACAAUGCAGGAAUCUCAACAUUUGGUGAGACUGGGUGGCUGCCUAUGGAGAAGUAUGAAAGAGUUGCAGAUGUGAAUCUCCUGGGGAGCAUCAGGACAACCCUGGAGUUUCUUCCCCUUCUAAGGAAAUACAAGGGACGUAUUGUUUUCAUGUCCAGCAUUAAUGCCUAUUUUACUCUGGGAAAUGGCAUUUAUUCUAUGACCAAGGCAGCUAUUGAAAAAUUUUGUGAUGCUCUAAGACUGGAAAUGAAGAAGUUUGGUGUCCAGGUCUGUGUUAUUCAGCCAGGAAAUUAUGCACGCUUCACAAAGAUCCAGCCACCACUCAGUGCCGAAGAGAUCUGGAAUGAACUCAGUGAAGAGGAAAAGACAGUUUACAAUAAGGAGUAUGUUCAAGAGCGGGCAAAUUUUUUCAACAGCAUUCUGAGCGAAGGAAGCACUAAGGGCAAUGAAGUUGUGGAUGCUAUGGUAGAUGCUUUAAUGUCUCCUGCACCCAAGGCACGUUACAUGGUAGCAAAGCUGAAGGAGAAAGCACUGGUGUUUGUGUGUGCUUUAUUCCCAACUGUUGUGAUGGAUUCUGUUCUGUCUUACGCUCUGAGUAAAGUAAAACUUGGUACUGUUCAGUGACUCAGGCAGAUAUGAACAUUUAAAGAUGUGAAAGCCAGGACUGAAUCUAAUGCCCCUGAAAUCAAUGUAAUGACACCAAUUAACUGAUGCAAACUUUGGAGGGUCUCCCUAGUCAGAACUGUCAGUUAUUCACUGGGAAAAGCAUACAGGAACCCACAUAAAAUUCAUAUAUUUGUUUAGGUGACUUUAUUUCUCCCAUGUGAAAAAAAAACCCAACGCAACCACUUAUGCUGCUUUAGGUAUUGCCUAGAAAAUGUAAUGCUGCUUUUCCUAACACAAUACCAGGUUACUGUGCUACAGACAUGAGGGAGACAAAAUGAAACAUUUCCUACAUGACAACUGAACAUCUGAGAUCAUUACAGCAGACAUGAAAAUACCUUAUCAGUAGGAUACUGAGUAGUAAUUUAUUAGGGCUGAUGGGAAGAGGUUAAUGGAAAAGUUAGGAAUGAGAUAGAGACCUUGAAAUACUUUUAAUGGAGUUAAGUGGCUGUAGAAAGUUAGGAAAUGUCAAGUAAUAAAGUAAUAUGGGAACAGUGUCUUUGCUAACUACAGUUCAGUACUUCUUCAGGUGUUCUGGAUAAAUAUGUAACAAAGCCAGUAUGUCAUGGGCUUUGGAAAGUAAGUAGCAUAUUCAAUUUACAAAUGAAUCUUCAAUCCUAAAUAAACUCUUACCUUUUAUCUGAUGUCUGGAUUAAUCAAUGCUUUAACCUAAAGUGUAGUAGAGAGCUAAA